Molecule: messenger RNA, 1201 nt
Organism: Acomys russatus (golden spiny mouse)
Lineage: Eukaryota; Metazoa; Chordata; Mammalia; Rodentia; Muridae
Gene: Fam187b
Product: family with sequence similarity 187 member B
Exons: 2
Coding region: 1-1101 (366 amino acids)
Source: RefSeq, a predicted model, not a curated record
AUGCUGGGCACUCUGUGGCUGGUUAGCCUUUCUUUUCCCAUGCUGUGGGCCCAGAAACUAAUCAGCUGUCCCUAUAAGAAUGUGUGCCAGUUUGCCCUGCUCUCAGGCAAUGACGUGAUCCUGCAGUGUAACCACCCCAAAGGACUGUGGUAUUUUUCUUCCUCUUCGGAGGACAAACGGUCCCUCCUCAACACAAUGCCGAGCGUGAAAAUACUGCCCGGUAGCAACCUGCAGCUGCUCAACCCGCAGCCCUCCCAGACAGGGCUCUACCGCUGCCUGGAUGAUCACCAGACUCGCGUGGUGGAAUAUGAAAUUGACUUUCAGAAUAUAGCCCAGCUGCACAUCACACACCAAGACCUGGGCCAGCAGCCCAUGGAAAACGAGACCAUGAACCUAGGAGGCAAGGUACUCGUUUUUACCCGCUGGGAUCCUUGGCAAGAUUGUAACCGCUGCGAAAAGCCCGGCGAGCGCAAACGCCUAGGCUACUGCUACGUGGAGGAGCCCCUGGAAAAACCCAUGCCCUGCGGGCUUUACCUGAGAGAGGAGAAGGUGGCCCAUGCUCGCCUGCGGCCUGAACUCCAGGUGCAAGCCUGCCAGGUGCCCUGCGACACCGCCACAGAGACCAACCAGCCGUACUUCGUUUUUGACACUCUUCAGCUGGACAAAUCCGACAACUAUGUGUGGCUCAGCUGUCCUUUGGCUUCCAUCUACAGGCCCGUCCACUGGGAAGCCGACAACACCACUCUGACAUGGCAGGGCCAGCUCUCCGGCGAGGACAGCAGCACCUCCAUGGAUCUGUACAGCGGCGGCAGGAAGCUGAAGGUCUUCCAGCCAGCCACCUACAGGUGUUUUGUGGAACAGGAGCUCAUAGCCCAGUUCAACCCCACAGCCUAUGUGGAUCUGCUGGAGGCCGAGACGCAACCCGAAGCCCAGUGGCAGGGGCCGUCCAGGGCCCAGCCGGGCAAGGCACAGCCCGUUCUCAAGGGCUUGAAGCUGGUGUUACUGAUCGUCUCCGUGUUGGCCGUCGGGGGGCUUCUGUGUAAAGUGGUCUUCCGUCCUCUCCGAGGCAAGAAGAAGAAUCAGGUGCUCCUGGUGAAGUAAACUGAGCCUUCUGUACCCAAGGGGAUCUCUGCCAUCCAUUGCAGCCCCACACUAGCCGCUGGAGGUGUGUGAGCCGACACAGACCUGAAUUAAAAUGCAG